Messenger RNA from Malassezia japonica, 1728 nucleotides. RefSeq names its product malate dehydrogenase (oxaloacetate-decarboxylating) (NADP(+)). The record is from RefSeq and is a predicted model, not a curated record. Bases 1 to 1728 code for a protein of 575 amino acids. Gene Ontology annotation, molecular function: NAD binding; malate dehydrogenase (decarboxylating) (NAD+) activity. Gene Ontology annotation, cellular component: mitochondrion. Gene Ontology annotation, biological process: malate metabolic process; pyruvate metabolic process. The transcript is spliced from 3 exons. Lineage: Eukaryota; Fungi; Basidiomycota; Malasseziomycetes; Malasseziales; Malasseziaceae.
AUGCAGAGCGUUCAGGCCACACCCGAUGCGAAACAAGACGCGGUCCAUUACUCGAUCGACCAGCACGAGUACGGUGGUGCUGCCUGCCUCCGUGACAUCUACACGAACAAGGGUACUGGCUUCACCAAGGAGGAGCGCCAGCGAAUGGGCCUCCGUGGCCUUCUGCCCCCGUCGGUGCAGACGAUGGAGCAGCAGCUGAAGCGUGUCGAGCACCAGAUCUCGACCAAGUCGACUAGCUUCCAGAAGCAUAUUGCCCUCGCCAACUUGCGCCAGCGCAACGAGCGCCUUUUCUACGCGUACAUCCUCAAGAACAUGCGCUCGACGCUGCCGCUGGUCUACACUCCGGUCGUCGGCGAGGCCUGCCAGAAGUUUUCGCACAUGUUCCGUCGUCCCGAGGGCCUGACGCUCACCAUCGAUGACAAGGGCUCGGUCGCCGAGUGCGUCUCCAACUGGCCGCGCCCGCAAGACGUGCCGCGCAUUGCGGUGAUCACUGACGGAUCGCGCAUCCUCGGUCUCGGUGACCUUGGCUGGAACGGCCUGGGUAUCUCGAUCGGCAAGCUCUCUCUGUACGUGGCGGGUGCGGGUGUGCACCCCCAGUCCACGAUGCCGAUCGUGAUCGACGUGGGUACCGACAACGAAGAGCACCGCGAGGACCCCCUGUACCUUGGCCUGCGCCGCAAGCGUCCCAGCACUGAGGAGCUGGCCGAGUUUGUGGACGAGGUCAUGUAUGAGCUGCACAAGAAGUACCCCAACCUCAUCAUCCAGUUUGAAGACUGGAGCAGUGAGCACGCUUUCCUUUUCCUUGAUCGGUACAAGAACAAGUACCCGAUGUUCAACGACGAUAUUCAGGGUACUGGUGCCGUGAUUCUCGGUGGCUUUAUCAACGCCGCACGCAUGGGCUCCGCUGCUUCGGGCAAGGACCUGAUCGACCAGCGCAUUCUGAUGGUCGGUGCCGGCUCGGCCGCGAUCGGUGUUGCGAAGCAGCUCAUGUCCUUCUUCCAGAUCCACGGCAUGUCGGAGGAGGAGGCGCGCAGCCGCGUCUGGACCACCGACUCCAAGGGUCUCAUUACCAAGAACCGUGGUGACAAGCUCGCGUCGCACAAGGAGUACUUUGCGCGCGAGGACAACGACGACAAGCAGUUCAAGGAACUCGAGGACAUUGUUGACUACGUCAAGCCGACCGUCAUCUUUGGUCUCUCGACCGUCCCCGGCACCUUCAGCGAGGGCGUGCUGAAGAAGAUGGCGCAAUACAACGAGCGCCCGAUCGUCUUCCCGCUCAGCAACCCCACGGCCAAGUCGGAGUGCACCUUUGAGGAGGCACUGCGCUUCACGGAUGGCAAGGCGAUCUUUGCCGCUGGCUCGCCCUUCGACAAUGUCGACUUCAAGGGCAAGACCCGCUUCGCGGACCAGGGCAACAACUUUUACAUUUUCCCGGGUCUGGGCCUUGCGGGUGCCCUGUCCAAGGCGCGCCACAUCACGGACGACGUCAUUACCGCGUCCGCUUUGGCCCUCGCCGACUCAAUGACCGAGGAGGAGAAGAAAGAGGGCCGCAUCUACCCCAAGCUCGAGCGCGUCCGCGAGAUUUCCAACCAGAUUGCACAGCGCUGCAUCAAGCUCAUCAACAAGCAGGGCCUUGCCGGUGACGACGGCUUCACCGCCAAGCUCUCCGACAAGGAACUCCACGACUGGAUCAACAGCCAGAUGUGGGUUCCGACCUACAAGGAGUAA